GCCAAAAGGAGAAAAAAUAUAUUCGGAGGGGGAAAAAAAAAGCCCGAUAGAGAAGCUUUGAUUCGAAAGGACUCAUCGAAAGAAAUAACAGUACCGAGGAAGAAGGCUCGCUCCAGGUUGCAUUUAAUCUAUCCAGGGAAGGGGUAAAAGCCAGACACACAGACAGACACACGCACGUGAAGAGCGGUGAUAUAAAAAUCAAGUAUAUAUACACACUGACCUGAUUAAAACAAGAAAUUACAUAAGAAAUAGUAAACUGUUAAUUAAAAAAAAAAAGUCAAUCUUCGAUAUUUGCUGAGAUGGAAAGCAAUUUACAUGAAAAUGGCUUGAAGAGGCAAGACCACGAGGAAGUGAAAUUACAUAACAUGAAACCUGUUGAUAGUAACUUGAACGACAAUAAUUCAGAGAAAAUUUACGAGAGAGACAAUUUAUUUGCCGAUGCUCAUCAUGAACAAGAACAACAACAAACGUUAAUGAAUACUGAUAUGAAAUCAAUGGAAGCAGACGACGACACAAAUGGAGAAAAUACAUGUUGUUUUAUAUGGAAGUAUAUAACGUUUAAUCGGGGGUUAAACAUUGCAACGUUCACAAUUUUAGGGGCUCUUACCAAUUUUAUGACAUAUUCGGUGCCUAGUUAUAUUUCAUCGCAGGUAAGCUCUUUAGAGAAACAGUUCGGAUUGUCCAGUGCUGAGUUUGGAUUUAUUAACAGUGCCAAUGAUAUUGGUUUUUUGCUUGUCGUUCUUCUAGCUAGUCAUUUCGGAAGAGAUGCGCACAUACCCAAACUGUUCUCUGUCUUAACAUUAUUUGUAGGUGUCACUGUCGGUUGCAUGAGCUUAACUUACCUCUUACGUCCAAUCAGUUAUUUAGAACUGUUGGAAAAUUCAGCUUCACUGAACGGCACCAUUGGAAAUAACUCUGUAAACGUUACAGCGGCAACGGCAAACAUAUACCUGUGUUCUGAUGGCAAGUCACGUAUUGUUGAAGAGGCGAACUGUGCGAGUAAUCAGGUAAAGAGUCACUCGGCAUAUUUCUUGUUUGUCUUCUUCAUGAUAGCACUAGGUAUAUGCAAAGGCCCAAGAUCAUCCCUUUUCCCAACCUACAUUGAUAACAAUGUGCCUGAAAAACAUCACUCUGCUAUCUUUAUCGGAUUAAUGAUCGCUUUUUUGAUUCUUGGCAAUGCGUUCAUAUUCGUUUUGGGAGGCAUCAUUAGCCGAAUUCCUGCGGAUCUUGAUGGUAAAGGUAUGACACCGAGUGAUCCCAACUGGAUUGGUGCCUGGUGGAUAGGGUUUCUCUUCAUUGCUGCUAUUACCAUCUUGUUCGGGUUUCCUUUGAUGUUUUAUCCAAGAGAAAUACCAAAACAAAAACAACCAAAGUCGCGACCCGGAAACCUCGACUCUGCAGUUUUGAGGUUAGUUAAGGAAACCACGGAAAACCAUAAAACUGAAGAAACUGGAAAAACAUCUUUCAUAGAAAAAUUAAAAGAUUUACCUUCUUCACUAAAAGGCCUUUUGACCAAUCCAAUCUACGUUCUCUUGCUUGUGGGAGAUUGUAUACUCGUGUUUUGUUUCGGUGGUUUGCGGUCGUUCUUGCAAAAAUAUUUGGAGCACCAAUUCUUCCUUCCUGUCUGGGAAAGCAACUAUAUUUUAGCUAUUGUCGGGCUUCUGGGAUCCCUGGUUGGAAUAAUGCUUGGCUGUAUCAUAAUUACUCGAUUGAGACUUGAAAAACGAGGAAUGAUUUCGAUGAAGUUGAUUGCAUAUGGUAUCUGCAUCGUCCUGGAGAUUGUUGCAUCUUGCUUGAGCUGUGAAGCACCUCUCAUAAUCAACAACCCUAUGAAUAAUAUUUCCCUAAAUUCCAAUAUGUCGGCAUUAGUUGAUGAUUGCAAUUGUGAUAUUCGACAGUAUUUCCCCGUAUGUGGUUCCGAUCAACAGAAUUAUUUCUCACCCUGUCAUGCUGGAUGUAUGGAAGGAAAUAAUCUUAAGUUUACCAACUGCAAAGGAAUCCCUGGAAUGUCAGCAACUGCUGGUCUGUGUCCCAUUGACUGCGGGGCCAAAUAUCUAUUUAUAGUACUUACGACUAUCAUUGGCAUUGUUGGUAUGGCCAGUGUUCCACCCGGUUAUCUUCUAGUUGUAAGGACACCAAGUGAGAAAGAUAAGGCCCUCGGAAUUGGCUUCUACUCAAUGAUUUUAUCUGCUGGCGGCUUCCUUCCUGCGCCGGUUGUAUUUGGACGUGCCAUCGAUUUAGUGUGUAUCCUGUGGGAUAUGAAGUGUAAUGAACGCGGGGCUUGUAAAUUGUAUGAUCUAGAUAGCUUAAGAGGUGUCAUAUUCUUCCCUAUGAUUUUCGGUCGUUUCAUCUCAUUUCUAGCAUUUAUUUUAGUUUUCUAUUUGCAUAACGGGAAACAGAAAAAAACUUAACUCGUCCAAAAUCAAUGAGAAAAGUGUCCUGUUAUAGUUACUAUUCGGAAUGUAUAGAGACGAUGUGCAUAUUUUUUUUUACUCGCAUCGCAGUUUUCAUUAAAAUCAUUAAAAUCAUUCCAUUGAUUUCUCCUU
Messenger RNA from Octopus sinensis (East Asian common octopus), 2546 nucleotides. Its product is annotated as solute carrier organic anion transporter family member 2A1-like. Gene Ontology annotation, cellular component: membrane. NCBI's taxonomy places the organism in Eukaryota, Metazoa, Mollusca, Cephalopoda, Octopoda, Octopodidae. The transcript is spliced from 10 exons. Bases 300 to 2411 code for a protein of 703 amino acids. Gene Ontology annotation, biological process: sodium-independent organic anion transport; transmembrane transport. The record is from RefSeq and is a predicted model, not a curated record. Gene Ontology annotation, molecular function: protein binding.